Molecule: messenger RNA, 4897 nt
Organism: Scatophagus argus
Lineage: Eukaryota; Metazoa; Chordata; Actinopteri; Scatophagidae
Gene: jph1a
Product: junctophilin 1a
Exons: 7
Coding region: 248-2329 (693 amino acids)
Cellular component (GO): sarcoplasmic reticulum; endoplasmic reticulum membrane; junctional membrane complex
Source: RefSeq, a predicted model, not a curated record
ACGUUGCGAUUGGCCCAGUGUCUUUCCUUAGCAGGGACUCGGCGUUUCUCUCUCUCCCUCUGUGAUCAGUGGGUGAGAGGGGGGAGACGAGCAACACGCAACGGAGAUCACGGCGUGCGCCUCCGUCAUCAUCUUGUCGACUCUUCCUUUCAUCUCACCACCGGUCCUGGAUCCCCACAGCCUCGGUCCUGGAGACGCCUGAAUCUGCAGCAGCGCACGAUCUGCUUUAUUUCCAGCCUAUAUCUGAAUGACGGGCGGAAGGUUUGACUUCGACGACGGUGGCACUUACUGCGGGGGGUGGGAGGAUGGCAAAGCCCACGGACACGGCAUCUGCACCGGACCCAAGGGCCAGGGCGAAUACGCCGGGUCCUGGUCGCACGGCUUUGAGAUAGUAGGGGUGUACACCUGGCCCAGCGGGAAUACCUACAAGGGCUACUGGUCCCAGGGGAAGCGACAUGGGCUCGGCGUGGAGAAUAAAGGGAAGUGGAUCUACCGCGGAGAGUGGAGUCAUGGUUUUAAGGGUCGAUACGGUGUCCGGCAAAGCCACAACACACCUGCUAGAUACGACGGCACCUGGAGCAACGGGCUGCAGGAUGGAUACGGAAUCGAAACCUACGUUGACGGCGGUACCUAUCAAGGCCAGUGGAUGGGUGGAAUGCGGCACGGUUACGGCGUGCGUCAGAGUGUUCCCUAUGGUAUGGCCACUGUUAUCCGCUCUCCUCUCCGCACGUCUCUGGCCUCCCUGCGCUCCGAGCAGAGCAACGGCACUGUGCUCCAGGACCUCUCCUCCCCCGCAGACACGCCGACAGGCAGCCGCGGCGGCUUCGUCCUUAACUUCCACUCAGACAGCGAGGUGGUCACGGGCAAGAAGAAGGGCCUGUUCCGCCGGGGGUCACUCUUUGGUAGCCUCCGGCAGUUGCGUAAGUCUGAUUCUCGGACCUCCAUCUCCAGCAAGCGCAGCUCUGCACGCAGUGAUGCCGCCAUGAGCCGCAUCAGCUCCAGUGAUGCCAACUCUACCAUAUCCAUCGGUGAUGGUGAGCUGCCAGACGAGGACCUUCCUCUAGAAGACCAUGUGGAUGCCACUACAACUGAGACCUACAUGGGCGAGUGGAAGAACGACAAGCGCAAUGGAUUUGGUGUUUCAGAGAGAUCCAACGGGAUGAAAUAUGAGGGAGAAUGGCUUAACAACAAGCGCCAUGGUUAUGGGUGCACGGUUUUCCCAGAUGGCACCAAGGAAGAAGGGAAGUACAAAAAUAAUGUGCUGGUGCGUGGAAUAAGGAAGCAGUUGAUCCCUCUUAAGAACCCCAAAACCAAAGAGAAGGUGGAUCGAGCUGUGGAGGGGGCACAGAGGGCUGCAGCCAUUGCCAGAAGCAAAGUGGAAAUAGCAGCUUCCAGGACGGCCCAUGCCAGGACAAAAAGCGAAGCUGCAGAGCAGGCCGCCCUCUCCGCCGUGCACGAUUCUGAAAUUGCCAGGGCGGUUGCCAGGGAGCUCUCCCCCAACUUCUACCAACCAGGACCUGACUACAUGAAACAACAGUUAAAGGAGCCUGUGGAGAUUAAAGAGGUCCCUGUAGAAAAGAAGGACAGGUCCCCAAGAGAUUCUCCCCACUUUUACCGCAAAGGUACUACUCCUCCUCACUCCCCUGCGACCAGCCCUGUAGCCACGCCUCCCCCCUCGCCUCCCUCCAGCAAGAAGAAAAGUCAGCUUGCCAACAGCAACAGCCGCAAAACCAGUAAAGAGGAAAAACCUUCACGCAAGACAAGCAAAGAAGAGAAGCCAAGUCAUAAGGGCAGCAAGGACGAACGGUCUAACAGGAAGCUGAGUAAAGAGGAGAAACUGUCCGUCACUGAUGGUCCCAAAGGUUCUCAUGCGCAUGUCGAGGCUCCAGCUAAACCUGUUAAAAUUCAGCAGUCUACCACAGCAUCCGCUCCUCCUCUGCAGCCUCCUGCAGUUCCAGUCAAUGGCGAGCUCCACAGUGAAUACCACAGUUACUACGUCAAGGCCCCUACAAGGGUCCCUCCACCCCCAGACCCUGAGGAGGAUCAAGAAGAGGAGCCAAGUGCCCUGGCCCUGGCACGUAUGCCCCCACAACCCCCUAAGUCCUUUAGCACCCCUACUCCUAAGCCAGCCUCCAUACGGGAGAGCAAGAGCGACCAUAAACUCAGGAAGCAGGAUUCCCUAAAGCCAAAGAGCCUCGCAGACACGAAGAAAGCCAGUAUGGAGAUUGCAGACAGCGUAGAAGAAACGGGUCCCAACUCCAUCCUUGUUGCUAUGGUAAUGCUGUUGAAUAUUGGCCUUGCAAUUAUAUUUGUCCAUUUUCUGACAUGAUGAUGCUCUUUCUCAGUGAAACCAUGGCAACCAGUGCAGUUGCAUCACCGGCCUUGAAACAUGAAAAUGGCGCCAGUGAGACAUGGGGGUGGCCGUAGGUGUUUAGGAAUCAACGUGGCACCGAAGAGAAUCAGGAGGAAGGCAUCAGUACCACCAACCUGCCAUGGGCCUUCUUUAGGACCAGCCCCAUGAAUUAGCACUCCUUUAGCUUCUCUAAAAGCUGAGGUGAAAUGUUGUGUCUAGUGAGAUUAAAAAAAAAAAUUAAAAAAUGCAACCAAACAUAUACUGUCUGAAAAAAAGAAGUAAUUGAAACCCACACGUGUGCUGAUCCAAGCUGGUCUCUGUAGCCCACUCCCACUGCCUUGGCAGACCUAACGGUGGGCUGAUGGACUUUGCUGGAAGAGUGUGGAGAUGCACUUUUAGAUGAUGGGAGCAAACAGCUGCCUUUCUAUUUUGCCAUCUGACGUUUUGAUGGGGAGAUGUGAGCUCGGGUGGGGUGGGGGGGCAGUCGCAGCGGGAGUGUGCUCGGGUGUACGGAGCGUUUCGGGGGUUCACACCAGUCUUGCAACAGGAAACUGGGCACGGCCGUUGCCAGCAGCCAGUGCUAGCACGGUCACUAGCCAGUCUUACUCCGUUUACCCAAUCAUCACAGCAGCUCUGUCGAGCUCCGUCCAUCGUAACACGGGAUACACUGCUUUGAAACACUCCCCUUGCAUGGUACAGUUUUAACAUUUUGUUUGUUUUCUGUUUUAUUGUAGCUUUUGUGUUUGUUGUUGUUCUCUGAAUGUUGGUUACCUGCAGUCAUAUACUCGCAGUGGAAAGGAAAUUAGUUCUCUUCCCAAAAAGGAGUAAAUCAGUUGGUUUUCCCUUUUAUUCUGAAAUUUUAAUCAUUACUAACAAUUCAGGUGUAAUUUGACAUUUGUCACAUUCAUGUCAUUGAAAGUGCAAUAUGUUAUGUUUUUUUUUUUUGUUUGUUUGUUUUUUUUUGUUUUUCUUUUCAAAGGAAAGCUUAUAGUAUAAUUUACCAAAAAGGGGGGUUGUAUCAUUAUAAAAAUCCUAUGUUCCAUUUAUUUUGUCAGAUUCUUGUAAUUUGCAUAGGUUGGCUUUGAGACAGGUUGUCUGUUAAUGGCCAGCCUUGCGUUUAGUAAGGAGGUUCACACUAAAAGCUAUCCAGCUCUGUGAGAGUGAAGUAAAAAAAUGUCUUACGUUAUUUAUUAGAUCACAAUGAAAAAUCUUUCAUGUCCAUGCUUAGACCUUUUUGCUUGUAUUCCCUCAUUCUAGUCAUUGCUUUCAUUGUUUCAGUAUAAAAUGCAUAGACACAGUUCACACGACUGCUUCUGCAGGCCCAGCAGUGCUUGCACGUUUUUGAGACUGGAUCAAAACAGUCUCGUGGACAGUGGAAGUUGAAUUUAUUCAGGUUGAGGCCAUGGGGAAUGUGGCACCAGGGACAAGGAGAGACGCCUUUAAAUGUCUUUAACAGUACUACUGUUUACCUCAGAAAAAGAUGAGGAAGGAGAGGGAGGGGAAGAGAUGCCAUCCUUGUCUUAACUUCGUAGUGUGGGGGAUACUUUGACUGUUGUCAUCAUCUAAAUCCUGCUUUGAACUUGCCUCAUCGUAGCUGUUUGUAGUCUUUGUUGCAGGUAUGGCAUGAGUUUCUUUCUUCGAUUUUUUUUUUAAGUGGUUAUAUAUUUUAUAUGGUUGACAUUUACUUGUCAUCACUAUCAGGAUUAAUUAUUUAUUAAUUAAUUAAUUGUUCAACUGAUGCAUUUGUGGACAUUGGUCAUCAUAAAAAGGGCUUUAAUAUGGCUGGGUUGUCUUUGCUCAAAUUCACUUUUGAGGUCUAACUUGACUAUAUUGCUGGUUACACAACGAGCAGCAUGUAUUUCAUUGUGCGAAUGCGUCAGUCAGUUAGAUGUCAGCAGAUUGUCCAUAAAACUACUGGAAACUAAUUUAAUUCUAUUCAAAACCUGGAAUAGACAAUAAACGCAGUCUAAGACACAAAUGAUUCAAAAAUCUUGUUGUAUUACAGAUGUGGUGCAUUAAUUAACAACUUUCUCCCUUUCUUUGCUACACCCUCUUUUUCUUGUUUUAACAGUCUUCACAUGAGACUGGAGUUUCAGAGGGUUUAACAGAACAGCCUGUUUAUGGAAUAUUUUUUGAAAUGCAAUGUUGCAUGUUGGAGUCGUUUAUAUAUAGAUUAUUAUAUACUAUUUGUAAGGAUUUUUACAGAGCACAAUCCAGAAUCUGGUAUGAGUUGGUAUUUUUCUAACAAUUUGCACACCUGUAUUUUGACAAUGAUUAUAACUUCUUUGUAAUUGGUAAUGUAAUGCACAUAUAGUAAUGUUUGACAGUGGAAAAAACUACUUUGUUUCUAAUUGGAUGUACUGUAUGUACCAUUUGGGGAUGUGAGAGGCAGAUGUACUUGUUUGAGUAUUUUAGGAUAUAACGAGGAACUGCGAGGAGACUUUUGAUAUCUCAAGGUUCGUGUUACCCCACUGAUUUGUGCAAAGUCUUUGGAGAUGAAAUUAUGUGUAUAACAAUAAAGAUGUUAUGCCUUGUUAAAGUACA